GCGGCGACUGGCGGCACGGCCUGACGGGACCGGACGCCACCGCGCGGUGAGGCGGCAGCUCCGGUCCCGGUGUCGGUCCCGGUCAGCGCCUUCCGGUCAGCCCCGGUCCGCUCCCUGUGCGCUCUCCUGCUGCCACCUAGCGCGGCGGCGGCGAGGCCUGCGUGUCCCUCAGCAGCGCUGGGACCUCCGCCUUCCCCGUGGCCGGAGCUGCCGAUACCGCAGGAUCACAGCACCGCGGCCCGGGAGGUGACCUGACUGGAGAUCUGAAGACUCCUCAUCAUUCAGAAGUAGCAUGCCCACAGUCUUCUUGUCCAAUGAUUCUUCUACAGCAAGCAGGACUUCUUCCUCAUCCUGAGAAGCCUUCAUCUCUUCCUAUGUCAGUGGCUACAAGGCCAAGAGCCAGCUCACCACUGUCCCCACCAAAAUCUCUCGGACUGGGGCCUUCUUUUCAUCACACACAAGAAGAAGAGCUUGCAAAGGUGGUGGAGCAGGACCCUAUGCUGGAGGAACUAUGUAAGCCUCUGUGCUGUAAGCUUUGCAAUGUCACUCUGAAUUCAGCACAACAAGCCCAGGCUCAUUACCAGGGUAAAAACCACAGUAAGAAACUCCGGAAUUACUAUGCUGCCAAUAGCUGUCCGGCCCCUGCCAGGAUGAGUAAUGCGGUUGAGCCUGCCCCACCUCAGGUUGUCUCCCUUCCAGCUCAGAUGGGAUCCAGUAAACCAGGUGGUCGGGUGAUCUUGGCCACAGAGAAUGAUUACUGCAAGCUUUGUGAUGCCUCCUUCAGCUCUCCUGCUGUGGCACAGGCUCACUACCAAGGGAAAAACCAUGCCAAACGGCUGCGUCUUGCUGAAGCACAGAACAACUCGUUCUCGGACACAUCAGAACUAGGCAAACGGAGGGCAAGGAAAGAAGGGAAUGAAUACAAAAUGAUGCAGAACAGAAGAAAUAUGUAUACAGUUCAGAACAACACAGGUCCCUACUUCAAUCCUCGCUCGCGCCAGAGGAUUCCUCGGGAUCUGGCCAUGUGUGUCACCCCCAGUGGGCAGUUCUACUGCUCCAUGUGCAACGCCGGGGCCAGCGAGGAGAUGGAAUUCAGACAGCACUUGGAAAGCAAACAGCACAAAAGCAAAGUGUCGGAACAGCGCUAUAGGAACGAGAUGGAGAACCUGGGCUAUGUACAAUGACGCCCCACCCUCGGUAGUAGUUUGCAAAUAGAGCAGCUUGUCUCUUGCCUGCUGUUUGCCACAUGCCCUGCUUUGUGCUCCAUUUGAUAGGAGUAUGCUCUCGAGCUCUACAUGUAACACCUGCAAACUUAAUGGUAUGGUUAGAUUUUUUUUCUGUCAUAGUUGGCAGGAUGAUGCCGUGCGGGACAUGAAGUGUUUUUGAUGUUUGUUUGCUAAUUAUCCAAGGCUCUUCGUUGUAUUGAGUGGCGGGGAGGGAGGGCUGAAUGUCUUGCCCCCAGCCUUCUGCAUGAAUUAUGCAAAGCCCAAGAAGUGUUGGGAACUUCUGUGGUUCUACCACACGAGUGGACCAUGUGCAAAGCACACUCCCCUCUUCGCACACCACAGAGCAGUGCUCCAGAAUACCUCCCUACAGCAGACUGAAUCUCUGGGCAGCUUGUAAAGAAGGGGCAAGAAUGGGGCCCUUGAAUGUGUGAAUUUGGUGGUCUACUUAUCCACAAAUCGCUGCUUUGGCCUCCACUAUGGCCAUGAGAGGGUCAUGCCUCUUACCCACAUCCUCCAUGAUGCAGAUUUUUCUGAAGAUCUGACAUUGGAUAUUGGCUGAUUAACCGCAUCCAGAAAUAGUCUCUUGUACCAGUUAACAAUGAAAAAAGAUUCUCGGUGUUGGCUGGGCACCUUAAUGAGUGUACUCAUGAGUGUGGCUCAUCUCAGUGGCUUAAUGAAGUGAAUCAAAAAGCAAACCUGCUCAGAUGAGAUGGGCUCUGCUCUGAUUCUGCCUUAGACUGGGUAGGGUUGAGAAUAUGUUGGAAGGAGCUGUCAGCUGUAAUUUUUGCAUACUGAUGUGGAAGAGAGCAAAUGUUGGUCUCUGACCUGCAGCUCUAUUGGUCUGGGAGAGCAGGGCUGCCUGGACCUUGAGGCACAGAUAUCUGAAUGUCUUGGUUCUAUUCCCAGGACAAAACCCAAUGAGUUAUAGAGGGAGAUGAAAUGCUCCUUUGGACUAGAUUAAUUUUCCCCUCCUCUUUCUUUUCCCAUCUCAGAAUGGGUUUUAAUGCCAUUCCUUGGUGUGAACUUCACUGUUUAGGGGCCAUCAAAAAUUAAGUAGGAUGUAAAUGUCAGGGGUGAUGAUUGUUUUAGUAACAGCUUUUUCACCAUGAAGAAGUAUUCAUGAAACUUGUUAAGCAACUUGGUAAAUGUAGACAAACCCAAAGGGUGUAUGCCUGGUUUCAUUUUCCUUAGCAAAAGCAGGAAGGAGCAGGGCUGACAAUUUUAUUUUUCUGCUCAUUUGGGUAGAUGCAAGGAGCUGUGACUGGAAUCCAGUUGACAGUGUUUCUGAACUGUUUGCUUCAGUGGCAAGUGCAGUGUGUAGGUAACAUUUUUUGAAACUGAUUCACCAUUUGAGCUGCUACAGCUGUGUGCUGGGAGAGCUUCUUUGGCUUCAGUGGCAGGUUCAGACAGGGAGUAAAGGCAGCAUCCUGCCUUGUCUGUCACUACUCUUUAGGCAGUAGGGUGAAUUAGAUGCAGCUCCAUUUGUUCCAGUAGCAUUUCACCAGGGUUAAAUCUUACCUGGUGCAUAAAGCUGAAGGUAGCUACUCCACCCUCUCUCUCUUUUUUUUUUUUUUUUCAUUCUGAUCCUGCUUCUUGCAUUCUAGAAGGAUUUUCUGCUUGCCUUAAAAAAUGAAUGAACUAACAAAGAAAUCCAGGUAGUUUUUCAUCAUCUUUCUAGUCCACCUGAAAAAGGUUUGUUGCACUUAGCUGCUCCUCAGAAGCCUGGUAUUAUCUAAAACUACCUGAGCAUCAGGUACCCAUGCAACCUUAAUGCAGCCUUCCUAAAUCUAGGCAAGGUGAGCUGUUGCACAGUAAUUGAAAGCAACCCACUAUUUACUCUGUCCUGAUCCUUGCCCUGCAGAGACAAGCAGAGCAAUGCACAUCCUCUCGAAUACAGUUCCCCACCCUCCUUUGUGCAAAGCCCAGUUAAACAGGGUUUGUGCACUGGAGCACUUUAGAAGGUAGGAGGAGAGGUGCCCAGGUUGCAGAGCAGUUUGGAAAGCCCAUAAGUCUGUUUCUUCUGUGCUUUCCUGCCCUUGGCUCACCCUGUGUGGCCUUGAAGAACAUUUCCCUUGCAAAAAUCUCAUCAGCCAUUUAUUUCCUCUCAUCUUUGGCAGUCAAAGAAGGGCUCUGGUUUUCUCUUACUGUUCUGUCUUUUGUUCUGCUGGUCUGACACCACUAUGCAGGCACAGAGGGAGCUGGAUGAGCCUCACCAUAGUGUGUUUCACCAGAGUGAUCCCUGCAUUAUGGUUAAACAUCCCUCUUGCUGUAAUGUAAAUUAAAGCAUGGCAUUUCCUGCAGGCUGCAAUUAGUAGCAGAAAACCAACACUUUUUAAAAGUAAGACCUGUGGAUACUGGUGUUAUCUAGCUUAAUGCUAGAACCAAAAAGGCAUUUUUGUCUGCUUUCACGUGUCCCAGAAAUCAGCUGUUUACCACUUUGCUUUGGUUGCUGCUCCUGUUUCCAGCCCAGCAAUCUGCUCCUCAUUUGGCAUUUCCAGUGGCUGCUGGAGGUGCCAAAGCUGGGUUUGUUACUCAUGUGCUGUUAUCUCUUGGUGAAAGCCAGUGCCAAGAUGCCACAGCACACCAGUGGCUCAUGUGUUCAGGAGAGAGUGUGAGGGAGGUGCAAGGGGCUGUUCCUGCAGGCUCCUUUCUGCAUGGGGCCAAGUCUGGUUUUGAAGAAUCCCUUGAGCCUGCCCUGAACAGAGAGGAACAUGUGAAUAUCAUCAUCCUCAGAGUUCCAAAGUGGUGGGUUAUAUAGCAGAUGUAAAGCAGUGGGUCUCAAGUGACAAGUAGAACUGGUUUCCUACAUGAGAAGGAAGAUGUUUCCUGCUGGGAGAAGCUGAGACUCAUUUUGCCCCAAUGCUCUGUUGUGGCCCUUCCCUGCAAUUGACCAAAGCUUGCUUCUCUCUUGCCAGCAUUGCUUAACCAUUUGUGAUUUUCCCACUCUCCCUCCCACAUAGAAAAUUAUUGACUGCAAAGAGAAAACAUGCUGCCUCCCUAAUGUUAGGGUUCAGGCCAAUCCAAACUCAUACUUGUCAACAUGAGAAAUUGGGUGGGUCCUGAUUUUAUUUUUUGGGUGAAAGCUGUUCUCCAAAUCACUAUUCAAAGCACUGAAAGCAUGUCCUGACCAAACCCUGUUUGACAUGGAUGGGCUGGAGGGAAUACUGUACAGGUGUAAUACCAUUUUCCAGACCCAUUGAAUCUGUUUCUCAUGUUAAAGUACCAAACCCAAGAAACAGGACUUUUUGUGAAGCUUUCACACUGGCCAGUAGUUUAAUGACCUUUGCUGCUAGAAUCAAAGUAUAAAUCAUGUAUUCAUAUUUAUUUUACUGUGCUGACCACUAAUUGAUUUCUUAAUAUUUAAGGCAUUAUUAUGUAGAUUGUUUUUGUUCAAAUAGAAAACUCAACAUCGCACUUUGCUUUUCAAUCAGAACAGGUAUUUAUUGUGCUUGUGAAAAUGUUUUCCCUCCAACAUGUGUGUUGUUUCAUUUCACUUGAUGCAAAAACAAACAAACAAACCAAGAAACAAACAAAAAAACCCUCAUCCCAAAAUAACAACAACAACAAAAAAACAACCUAAAAGUGGAUCUUGUUUCUUUUCAUGCCAAACAUAAAAAAAGCAUUUCCUUGCAGCUUGCUCCUGAACGUCCAUUUCUAAUUUGUUUUAAACUUUUUUUUCCUCCAGUGGUUUCUUUUGUAAAUAAGGAUGAUAUUUUUAGAGACACAUGAAGUGCAUUACUCCAUUUAAGCAUUUCUUUAAUAGCAAGGAAGUAAACUAUAUGGAAUUCUUGUAUUUGUGAGGAGUAUGAAAGUGAUACUAUUUUGUUUGUACUAAGCAUUAGUUGUUAUUUGGCAUUCUGCACUAAUGAGUAAAUGUGUUAUAAUCUUGCCUAACAUUGGUCUAUUUUUGACUUUUUGCUUUCUUCACAUACAUCAAAAGGAAACCUUAAAACCUCUGUGGAGUUGGUUAGGAUGGUCAUCAGCAUAGCAGAAUGCAGAUUUUUCUGCAGAGCUUUUUGUCUUUCUUCCUUUUCCAGAUGCCCAUUAUAGGGCAUUAGAAGAGAAAGCUAUUGCCAUGAGCACAGAUUCAUAUUUUAUCUUACUAAUGCAUGAUGUCCUUUUGCUAUGUUACUUAAGUUAAUACUCUCUCUGUAACCAAUGGGAACCUUGCCCCAAUCAGGAGUGAAUGAAAUAGCCUAGCUAAGUAUAUUACGUUGGCUAGAGACAGGCAAGGUACAUUGUUAAAAUUUGUUUUUUCCUCCUAUAUUUGGGUUACAGUGUUCUUAAGGUUUUUCUUUUCAAGGAAUAUGUGUCUGUUUCUGUAAGGAUUUGGUCCUGCUCCAGCUGAAGGAGUUUGAAGCACUUUGACUUUAGUUGAGUUAGGAGCAAGUCUUGAAACCUUUCAGGAAUUUCAUACUGUUUAUGUUUUCCUGCAAAUGUGUUUUUUGUUUUGUGUUGUUUGGUUUUGGUGGGGUUUUUUUGUUUGAUUUUUGGUUUGUUUUGUUUUAUUUCUUUUUGUUUGUUUUAAAUUUUACAACAGUAUAUACAAGAUGCCCUGGAUGAAAUGGACAUCUGUUGCUGAUUAUGGAAAAAAAAGGCCAUAUCUGCCAAAGGAUUUACUGAAAAUGGGAGAAAUAUGGAUCUGAUUUCUUCAAAGUUAGUGGCUUAGGUACAAUUGUUUUGAUCUGGGCUGGCUUCUUUGCAACCUGCAUAAAGUUGGAAGUGAAAAUAAAACCCACUUUCCAUUAAAUGUGGUAAAACAGUACUUUUGGUACUCUCCUUUAGAAGCGUAUCAAAGUUAAAACUCUGUUGUUUGGGGUUUUUUUUGUUUGUUUGUUUGUUUGUUUUUUAUAUCAGAAGCAUCUACAGAUAAAGGCAAGACUAUAGGUUUUUAAAAGAUCAGUUUUCCAGUCUGUGUUUUUCAGGGGAAAUAUUACUUGAUUUUAUUUCCUUCUGCAUCUGUCCAGCAACAUUUGCAAGUGCUUUGAAUGUGUUUCAUCUAGAGCCUUCCUGUCAGGUUGGUUUUGUACAUUUGUCCUUAUUUUCUUUAUAUUGUUCUCACCCCCAUGAGGGAAUAGUUGAUGAAAAUGUUUCUUUGUUUUUUUUUUCUUUUUCUCUUCUUCAGUAUAUAAUAAAUAAUCUUGCUCUUACCAUUG
Molecule: messenger RNA, 6382 nt
Organism: Calypte anna (Anna's hummingbird)
Lineage: Eukaryota; Metazoa; Chordata; Aves; Apodiformes; Trochilidae
Gene: ZMAT3
Product: zinc finger matrin-type 3
Exons: 6
Coding region: 315-1184 (289 amino acids)
Molecular function (GO): zinc ion binding; nucleic acid binding
Source: RefSeq, a predicted model, not a curated record